UCUCACAAGGGAAACUACUCACACGCUUCCUGUUCGCAUUGUUUACAUCACAACAGUAUUUACGGUUUGAUAAAAUCCAAUACGCUUAGCUAAAUCAUGCCACUGUUUGGUAACAAAUUCACACCAAAGAAAACUCCACCACGACGGGCACAGUCUCUGUCCAAUCUUGAUUUGGAUGCAGAGCAGAUGAGAGCAGAGUUUGGGGUGGACUAUGAUGGUGUAAAGCUCAACUUAGGUGGACAAGAGGUGGCUUUUGAAAAUGGAAUUUGGCUGGCAGGAUCAGGUGGAGGUGGUGCAAGUCAUGUUGAGUUAAUGCGCCUCAAAAAGACCAAUCAACAGCUUCAUGAAGAAAACAACUUGCUUAAGCUCAAGAUAGACAUCCUGCUGGACAUGCUGGCAGAGACAUCUGCUGUGUCCCACUUCCAUGAAAAUGAGCUAAAACAAAUACGAGAAGCAAAAAACAGGAAAAAAUAGCUCCGUGACCAUUAACUAAGUGGUUGGCGUCUUGCAAGUGAAUGAGUUGCUGAAUAGAAUUCACAAGUGCUUUAAUCUUAAAUUGAUGACUCUUGUUUAGAGUGAUAGUCUAAUAACUCACUAAUGAAUGGGUUUGAAGUGCACCACAAGUUUAAAAAUGGAGGGUGUGUGUGAGAAAAUGCAACAAUAGGCAAUAUGUCUGUGGAAACGAGAAAUGGAAUUUGUUAUAGCCAUAUGUGUAAAAAAUGUGACAAGUUUUUUUUAUUGAAUAAUAUGCAUAAAUAAAUAAUAAUUAAACAUCACUGGGAAAAAAGUGAAAACUAAA
This is a messenger RNA of Pomacea canaliculata, 799 nucleotides long. Its product is annotated as protein chibby homolog 1-like. Bases 97 to 474 code for a protein of 125 amino acids. The record is from RefSeq and is a predicted model, not a curated record. Lineage: Eukaryota; Metazoa; Mollusca; Gastropoda; Architaenioglossa; Ampullariidae. The transcript has 4 exons.